This is a messenger RNA of Ylistrum balloti, 618 nucleotides long. RefSeq lists its product as uncharacterized. The coding region runs from base 1 to 618 and encodes 205 amino acids. The transcript has a single exon. The record is from RefSeq and is a predicted model, not a curated record. NCBI's taxonomy places the organism in Eukaryota, Metazoa, Mollusca, Bivalvia, Pectinida, Pectinidae.
AUGAUAGAUUACCUCACCAACCUGAUGAUAGAUUACCUCACCAACCUGAUGAUAGACUUCCUCACCAACCUGAUGAUAGACUACCUCACAAACCUGAUGAUGGACUACCUCACCAACCUGAUGAUGGACUACCUCACCAACCUGAUGAUAGACUACCUCACAAACCUGAUGAAUAAUUACCUCACCAACCUGAUGAUAGACUUCCUCAACAACCUGAUGAUGGACUACCUCACCAACCUGAUGAUGGACUACCUCACCAACCUGAUGAUAGACUACCUCACAAACCUGAUGAAUAAUUACCUCACCAACCUGAUGAUAGACUUCCUCAACAACCUGAUGAUAGACUACCUCACCAACCUGAUGAAUAAUUACCUCGCCAACCUGAUGAAUAAUUGCCUCACCAACCUGAUGAUAGACUACCUCACCAACCUGAUGAUAGACUACCUCACCAACCUGAUGAAUAAUUACCUCACCAACCAGAUGAUAGACUACCUCACCAACCUGAUGAUAGACAACCUCACCAACCUGAUGAAUAAUUACCUCGCCAACCCGAUGAAUAAUUACCUCGCCAACCUGAUGAAUAAUCAGCCAUUGACAUUUUUUAUCUCAAUUACCUGA